AUGGGAAAUCAGGUCUCGACAUUUCCAGAAAGACCAGAAAAUUUUUCGUACUUCAGUUUCACAUUUUGUUGGGACACAAUUAAACUGAUUGAUGCACCAGAUGAUAUUGUUGAGCUGAUAUCUACAACAAUAAGUGAAAACUAUUCUAUCAACAUCCAAGGGAUUACCAGCAGCAAAAGCGGUAAGGCUGUACAGCUAAAGUUUGAUGGUUUUCCUUUCAUUCCUAAUUCGUCCAAAGAAACCGCAGUAGCGACAAAGCUUAUGCUUUGUGCGUUGCUGGAAACUUUGGCGAUCAAUGGUUGGCAACUUGUCCUUAGCAGUGAUCUCAGUCGACUGUACGAUUCAUCAACGCUGUUCUUCCGACGAACGCCUGAAUACAGUCAGAGGCCAUGUAAAAUCAUAUGCUUAAGUCUAAGCGCUUACGACAAAUUGCAACUUAUUAACGCAGCACCGCAGGUUUAUUCUGUAUUGGUAUCUUGUGCUGGAGAUUUAAUACAGAAGCAAAGUGCCAAUGAAAAUUUUUUUGAGAUUCAAUUGGCAGGUAAUUUUUGGGCCAGCGUUACAUCGUUGAAUGACUUUUUAGCUCGUAGUCUUUUACUUAAAUGUUUUAUUGAAUUUCAAAAAGUAAAUUAUCGCUAUUACGGAACUGCAAAUAUAAAAGGCACGGCAGAUUGCAUUUUUUUCAUAUCUGAUGGCCAAAUUUUAAGUGAAUUUGACCAUUGCAUGUUGUCUCUAAAUCGAAACGAUCGAAUUCGUUUAAUUGGUGCUCCUUCAGAAGCUAUACAAGCCGUUAGCAAAUGCAUUGGAACGUACUGGACAAAAGGGCUGCAGAAAGCUGGGCCAAAAGAGAAUGGACUUUAUUACGAAUACAAAUUGGCUGGUAAUCCGUGGUGGAGUUAUGGGCUAGAGGCUGUUGAGACUCGACUUUUGAUCUCGUUGAUAAUGCAAUACAUGUCUGGUAUUGGCUGGGAGAUUGUUACUGCUCUUGAUAUUUCACGACUUCCAAAUGAUAAGGCUGUAUUUAUAUUUCGACGAUGCGCAGCUGCAAAUGUACCGCAUUUUGCGAUCUCUCCUGCUGGAUAUGAUAGAAUUAGGAUAAUUAAUGCUGAUAAAGAAAUGGUAGAAUUUGUUGAUAACAUUAUAAGGGCCAGUUGGACUGCUGGAAUUCAAAAAACCGGGCUGUAUGGAAACAGUUUUGAAAUAAAGCUUGGUGGAUUUCCAUGGGCAACUUCAGGACAUGGUGGUACAACUUUUGAGCUAUGUCGAAUGCUGAUGACCAGAUUGCUUCUUGGAUUAGAGACACGCGGAUGGAAAGUUGCUUGUUCCGCAGAUGUCAGCUCUAAACAUGACAAUAACGGGUACAAUAGUAAACGAGCUCUAGACGUCAACACCUGGUUUGUUGCCUACAGAGGCCAAACUCAAGUCCCGAGUGUUGCAGCUGCUCAAAGCUACCCGGUGCCAUCGGCUCCAACUUUACCAUCUUCACACUUCGUUUGUCCUCAUGACGCUCCUCCGUCGUAUGAAGAGGCAGUUAGAACUUCGUCAACUAGCCCACUAUGUUAUGGUGCAACAAAUCGAGGUUUUUGA
Molecule: messenger RNA, 1587 nt
Organism: Enterobius vermicularis (human pinworm)
Lineage: Eukaryota; Metazoa; Nematoda; Chromadorea; Rhabditida; Oxyuridae
Source: the annotation of a GenBank genome assembly